AUGAAUGAUACCAAUGAAUGGAGCUUUUCAUUAUGGGAUGAAUCCUUGGAUUUUGAGGAACUUUACAAAAGCGAAAGUGAAAGUGAAACAACGAUCUGUCAGGAAUAUGAGAAACCACCAAAAAAUCAAUACAAUCCGUUUAUUCUUUGCAAAAUGAAUUCUUUUAAGAAGAAGAGGUCACUGAAAUUAUUCACAAAGUGUAUGAAAGUCAAAUCCAAUAAAAUUUUAAAAUCCCCAAGCCCAUCGUCAUUAAAUUGGGACUUUGAACAUAGAUGGAUUCAACGAAGAGGUUUUCCUAGUGAGGUUUUGAUCGAAGGGUUUUGUAAAAAAAUUGGUACUCAAAGUUAUCAAUUAUUUGACUCUAGUUUAAAAGAGUGGUACAUAAUUAGUAAUUCACGAAAAUAA
Messenger RNA from Candida tropicalis MYA-3404, 405 nucleotides. RefSeq lists its product as uncharacterized. The transcript has a single exon. Bases 1 to 405 code for a protein of 134 amino acids. The record is from RefSeq and is a predicted model, not a curated record. NCBI's taxonomy places the organism in Eukaryota, Fungi, Ascomycota, Pichiomycetes, Serinales, Debaryomycetaceae.